GCUUCUAUUCCUUCGUUUGACGCCUCCUUGGUCGAUUCAGGCCCUUCGAUUGACCGCGUUGAAGCUUCACAAUGUUGUUGUGAAUUGCUUUGCGUGCUUGUUCCCUGCUGACAUGAACUAGAGCGUGCACCAUCUCUGGUACAGUCGGAGCUCCUAGCGCCCUCAACCUCCCCCCCCGCCCCCCCUCUCUAGCUAAUUCUCGCAACCUGAUAACGCCAUCAUCAACUUUAUACACUCGACUCUUGCUUGAUAGGAGCUUUGAUCGAGCGUGCUUGCGGAGAUUUAGGAUAUAACGCACCGAAGCUACUCGAGAUAAUCGCGCUCACCAUGUCAAAUCCGACCCAGCCCUUCGACCCUCGCCGGGCCACAACGUACGGGCGCCCGGAGGAGCUGCAUAUCCCGUCCGGUGCCCCCAACCUGCAGCGACAGUCCAUGUCCCACGAGCUCACGACGGGCGCCGAAAAUCACGUUCCUUCAAUCAGUGUACAUCCUUCCGGUUCACAGCCUGCUCAAUUUGGAGGCGGCAACAGUGCUGCUGGCGGUCACCUUCCGGGAGCACUGCAGCCGGGCAACUCCAACCGUCCACCGGCAGUGUCCAUGAACACAGCCCCCUCAGUGCUCCCAACUCUCCCUCAGCUGUCGACCCCAAUGCAGCCGCCCACGGCACCGUCGUCACAGCCGCAGCAGUCGCAACAACCGCAGCAACCGCAGUCUGCGGCGCAGCAGUCCACAAAUCCCCGGUCUAGCAUGGUUAAUUCUCACGGACAUUCAAGAUCCAGCCCAGCGGGCUUUGAUCAACCCAAAUACAAACAGCCAGGCUCGUCGCCGAGUGCUGGAUACCCGCCGCAGACGCCGUUAGGAGCCAAAUACUCCCCCUUGGGCCUUGCUGAUAUCCGGCCAACCGGGGACCUGUUGAGCGACACUAUGAUGACCACUGGAAUGAACUCAAUCAACAAUGGCGACAAUCAGGUCCCUACUAAUAGCAACUAUAUAGCGCCGUGGCCCAUAUAUGCAGUGGACUGGUGUAAGUGGCCGGUGCCCGGCAACUCUGCUUCUUUUGGAGGCAAGAUUGCCAUGGGAAGUUACUUGGAAGACAACCACAACUAUAUUCAAAUUGUUGAUACGCACUGGACCGCUCCCGAUCCGGAUACCCCUGAUGCGGCCGCCGGAGACAUCAAAUUGGAGUAUGUAAAGACUGCGGAAGCCACCCACUCGUAUCCCGUAACGCGAAUUCUCUGGGAGCCGCCCUCGUCGCAAAAACAGUCUACAGACUUACUGGCGACGUCUGGCGAUCAUCUCCGGCUGUGGUCGCUGCCUGCGUCGCAACCAGCGCCAGCGUCGAACACAAUCACUCGGUCGAACAACCAAACCGCACCGACUGCGAAGCUGCAACCGUUGGCCUUGCUGUCAAACUCGAAGUCUCCGGAGCAUACGGCCCCAAUCACGUCUCUGGACUGGAACACCAUUUCUCCCAGCCUCAUAAUCACCUCGAGUAUUGAUACCACGUGCACGAUUUGGGACAUCCCCACCCUUACCGCCAAAACGCAGCUCAUUGCGCACGAUAAGGAGGUGUACGACGUACGAUUCUGCGCCAACAGCGUUGAUGUCUUUGUCAGUUGCGGUGCCGACGGUAGUGUUCGCAUGUUUGAUCUUCGUAGUCUGGAGCAUAGUACCAUCAUCUACGAGCCCACAGAGAAGAACGAGAAAUUGAUGAGUCCCGGAAAUGGUAGUCCUUCCGCGCCUGCACAGUCCGCAUGGCCCCCUCCUCUACUACGCAUUGCAGCAUCGCCACAUGACUCGCACCUCCUAGCCACAUUCUCUCAAGACUCGAACAUUGUCCGCGUACUCGAUGUGCGGCAGCCCGGACAAGCUCUGCUGGAGCUGAAAGGCCACGCCUCGUCCAUCAACUCCGUGGAAUGGUCCCCCAAUCGUCGCGGGGUGCUCGCCUCGGGAGCCGAUGACUGCUUCGUCCUCCUCUGGGACUUGAUCAACCAACACAACGCAGCCCCCGUUCCGCCGGGGUCCCACCCACCGGGCGCCCCGACAGCGACGCCGACGAGCGAGCGUGGCCCGGCCGCCGCCUGGCAGUGUGACUACGAGGUGUCGAACAUCAGCUGGUCGCCGCAGGGCGGGACCACGGCAUCCGGGCAUCCGCGCGACUGGCUAGGCGUUUGCGGCGGGCGGGGGCUUUGGGGAGUCGCUCUGUGAAUAGCUUUUUUCAUAAAUCGGCUAGACUUUUUUGCCAGAUCCGUCAUUUGCAUCUCACGUGUUGUUUGCCUGCCUGUCUGCUUACUUGCUUUUUCUUCUUUUGUCUCAGACUAUGACUGACCCCCCCUUGAUGUUGUGGUUUUGGUACCUGUUCUUGUUGGGAUGGAGAGGACCCUGAUGCAUGAUUGAGAUGAUAUCUCGCGCGCACGGAAGUCCCAGAUAGUGCGCGGCAGCGAGCUCUGAUAUAUGGCAUGGUAUGAGUAAAUGAAUGAACGAAC
Molecule: messenger RNA, 2486 nt
Organism: Aspergillus saccharolyticus JOP 1030-1
Lineage: Eukaryota; Fungi; Ascomycota; Eurotiomycetes; Eurotiales; Aspergillaceae
Product: WD repeat protein
Exons: 4
Coding region: 328-2208 (626 amino acids)
Cellular component (GO): nucleus
Molecular function (GO): protein binding
Source: RefSeq, a predicted model, not a curated record